This is a messenger RNA of Aspergillus costaricaensis CBS 115574, 1338 nucleotides long. RefSeq names its product DUF1338-domain-containing protein. NCBI's taxonomy places the organism in Eukaryota, Fungi, Ascomycota, Eurotiomycetes, Eurotiales, Aspergillaceae. Gene Ontology annotation, molecular function: oxidoreductase activity. The transcript has a single exon. The record is from RefSeq and is a predicted model, not a curated record. The coding region runs from base 1 to 1338 and encodes 445 amino acids.
AUGACGGUUUCUGGCAUGAUGUGUCCCGAUGACCUGAGGGCUGAAUUUGCCUCGGCGCUCUCCGAUAUGUACCAAGAUGAAGUCCCUCAAUACGGUGACUUACUAGACAUUGUGUCCACAAUCAACCACCAAAACAAAGAUUCCCCGAGACGGAUUGAAGUUGAACGGCAUGGUGCGAUCAGGCUAGGGACAGCUGAGGAGUUGAACACGAUGAGAAGGCUGUUUUUAAUCAUGGGAAUGGAGCCUGUCGGGUUCUACGACCUUACAGUAGCUGGACUCCCCAUUUACGCUACCGGAUUUCGUCCUGUGCGAGAAGACUCACUAGCGCGGAAUCCGUUUCGCGUCUUUACAUCCUUACUACGACUCGACCUCAUCGAAGAUCCAACGCUCCGGGCGCAAGCGACCUCUAUUUUGAAUCAACGUAAUAUAUUCACGGACCGAUGCGUCGAGCUUAUCGAAUUCUUGGAAAAUCGAUCGACAAUCCCUACCAACCUGGGGCAAGAACUUAUUCGAGAAGCCUUGGAGACAUUCAGGUGGCAUAGGACGACCACAGUGGACUUGGCAACAUACCAAGCUCUCCAUGCCCAGCAUGCACUCGUCGCGGAUAUUGUUUGCUUCCGAGGACCCCAUAUAAAUCACCUCACCCCUCGAGUCGUUGAUAUAGAUGCCGCUCACAAGGCCAUGCAGGAUCAGGGUCUACAAGUCAAGUCCUCAAUUGAGGGCCCUCCGCCUCGUCGUGUCCCAAUCUUGCUUCGUCAAACCAGCUUUCUGGCCCUCGAGGAAGACAUUGAUUUUGGAAAUGGAAGGGACAAAGGCGGCAAGCAUAGAGCAAGGUUCGGCGAGAUUGAGCAACGUGGGAUUGCUUUGACUCCUGAAGGUCGGAAGCUAUAUGAUCGACUUCUGAACGAAUAUCUUGAGAUUGUCGAAAAAGCCUCUGCUAAAGGGACCCAGUUUGACGCACAAGAGAUACUCGCGGAUGUCUUCCAGCAAUUUCCCGAUGACCUUUCUAUGAUCCGGGAGAAAGGCCUCGCUUAUUUCAAAUAUGAGGCUACUGAGGCGGCCCCAGCCUCUCUCAACUCCCGCAAUAUCAACAUGCUGGUCUACUCUGGGCACUUCAAUUUCACACCAAUCGUGUAUGAGGACUUCCUGCCAGCAAGCGCAGCGGGCAUUUUCCUCUCUAAUCUUCAGAGAGAGAGCUGUGCAAGAGAAAGUCCUCCUACUUCUGAUAGAGGUAAAUUUGAGAAGAGCCUGGGAUGUGUUGUGCAUGAUGAAUUCGCCAUGUACGCUAAGAUAGAGGAGAUGUCGAUUGCUGAGUCUUUGAGCAAGCUUUUCCCGUGA